Molecule: messenger RNA, 1958 nt
Organism: Brassica oleracea var. oleracea
Lineage: Eukaryota; Viridiplantae; Streptophyta; Magnoliopsida; Brassicales; Brassicaceae
Exons: 8
Coding region: 288-1844 (518 amino acids)
Source: RefSeq, a predicted model, not a curated record
GUGUUUUUUUCUUCUCACAGGAAAGAGACUCAAAACUCCAGAGAUCGAAUACACUUGUGUGUGUCUACCUCCACCUCCGCUAGUUACAGGUAUCAACUCCUCUGUCUUCGUAUCCUGAGAUUUGGAUCGCUCUUCCUAGAUCUUCCCUCCAAUACUCUCACCAGAAUUUCGGAUCAAACGUAAGCUCUGGAUGAAGGCAAAGCCACACUGAAAAGUUUGCUCCUUUACUCGAUCGUCGCUGAGUUCUCGACGUAAUUGUCUCCAUUGUUGUCGAAUCAAUUCUCCAAAUGAAGCAACUUCAGCCAUUACACAGCCUUAACCAGACGCAGAGGAUAGCUCUCGCUGGGGUUCUCGCCCUCCUCCUCCCGAUCUUCUCCCCCAAUCUCUUCCGCCCUCUUGGUCGCGCCUCUCCUUCUCUCUUCUCCGAAUGGAAUGCUCCAAGGCCUAGACAUCUGCGCUUACUCGAAGGUGCUCUUCAUCGACAAAUUUCGAUCAGACAACAGGUGGAGUUAUGGUCUCCCUUGCCAGAUCAAUCUUGGAAGCCUUGCACUCAAUCUUUUACAGGAUCUCCCUUGCCUGAGAAGUCUCAAGGGUUUCUUCAGGUGUUCCUCGACGGUGGACUUAAUCAACAAAGAAUGGGGAUAUGUGAUGCGGUUGCUGUUGCCAAGAUACUGAACGUCACGCUUGUGAUUCCACGCCUUGAAGUUAAUCCUGUUUGGCAAGAUUCAAGUUCGUUCGCAGAUAUAUUCGAUGUGGAUCAUUUUGUAACUGUCCUUAAAGACGAGGUCCGGAUCGUCAGAGAGCUUCCUACACAAUACGCUUGGAGCACGCGUGAUUACUACGCAACAGGCAUUCGAGCUACUAGGAUCAAGACUGCCCCUACUCAUGCCUCAGCAGAGUGGUAUGUUGAAAACGUCUUGCCUGUUAUCCAGAGUUAUGGCAUCGCUGCUGUUGCCCCAUUCUCUCACCGUUUGGCGUUUGACAAUGUUCCUGAAAGUAUACAACGGUUACGCUGUAAAGUGAACUUUGAAGCAUUGAACUUUGUUCCUCGCAUUCGUGAGCUAGGAGAUGCUCUUGUGCAUCGACUCAGAAACCCUCCUUCCACCUCUAAAACAUCAGGUGAUACGGAUCCAACAGAGAGAGUAAACACCAUUGCAAAAUCUGGAGCUGGAAAGUUCGUCGUGCUUCAUCUUCGCUUCGAUAAAGAUAUGGCUGCUCAUUCAGGAUGUGACUUUGGAGGCGGCAAGGCGGAGAAACUAGCGCUGGCGAAAUACCGCCAAGUGAUCUGGCAAGGAAGGGUGUUAAACUCACAGUUCACAGACGAAGAGCUAAGAAACAAAGGGCGUUGUCCAUUAACACCCGAAGAGAUUGGUCUCCUUCUUUCAGCGUUGGGUUUCACCAACAACACCCGUCUCUACCUAGCUUCCCACCAGGUCUACGGAGGAGAAGCGAGAAUCUCCACCCUGCGUAAACUCUUCCCGGUGUUGGAAAACAAGAAAAGCCUAGCCUCUGCGGAGGAGCUAGCUGAGGUAGAAGGGAAAGCUUCUUUGAUGGCUGCAGUGGAUUACUACGUGAGCAUGAAGAGUGAUAUUUUCAUCUCUGCAUCUCCAGGGAAUAUGCACAACGCAUUGCUGGCGCAUAGAGCUUACUUGAACUUGAAGACCAUAAACCCGAAUAUGAUACUGUUGGGACAGGUUUUGGUGAACAAGAGCUUAGGGUGGUCUGAGUUUGAAGGAGCAGUUGUGAAUGGGCACAAGAACAGGCAAGGCCAGCUUCGUUUGCGGAAGCAGAAACAGUCUAUUUACACUUAUCCAGCUCCUGAUUGUAUGUGCAAAGCAGCUUAAGCUGUUAACUUUUUCUGUUCCAUAUAAUUUUUAUCAUUGUUCUAGACGCUUUCUAGGGGACUACAAAACUAGCUGCCAAGCCAAUUAUUCAAGUCUAAGGGUAUCAUUGGUUUC